AUGGCCGGCUGGGAGCCCGCGAGAGUCAAGUCUCAACUUCGUCUGACUGCCCAACGUCUGGGCCAGUUGCAAGACAAGUUAGAGGCACAGGCCCAGAUUACGCGGAGAGAUAUUGCAACGCUUCUUCAGCAGGGAAAUGUUGCCCUUGCACGGGCCAAGGCCCACAAGUUAAUCAAUGAAGAUGCCUCGGGUGAUCUCCUUCAGACGCUGGAAAUGCAUGUCGGUGUCGUACUAGGGCAUUUGAACGAGUUUGAACGAAGCGAACCUCCGAGUCCAGUAUUGGUUGAAGCUGCCUCAAGUAUCAUCUACGCUACUCCACAAACACAGUCCAGAGACCUUCAGGUAGUCCGAGACCUAUUGAUUCAUCGUCUUGGUCCCGACUUCGCUCGUUCUGCUGCUGGGAAUAGAGACCAUUAUGUGUCGUCAAGAGUUUUACGUGCUCUCUCUGCCCCUCCUCCUUCUGCAGCCAGACUUGAUCAGUAUCUCUUCAACAUUGCAAGAGCACAUAGCGUGCACUGGAUGCCUGAUAUUCAACCACACGAAAAAGUCAACGCGUUGUCAGAGAUGCUGGAUCCAUCAACGACUCCUGUAAUUGACAUGACACGUCUUCGAAUGCUAUGUUCACACGGUCUACCGGAAUAUCCAUCGUGGCUGAGACCUAGGAUAUGGAGGCUCUUAUUGGGCACACUUCCGGUCGAAAAAUCGUCCUGGGGCGAUGAAACGCGUAAGAACCGUGAAAGCUACUAUGAUCUCGUCCGACGCUUACUCGAGCCUUUCUCCUCACUCGCCCCUCCCGCAAGUCCGCUGGGCCCCCUGGACGCAUCGUUGAUGGACGUGUCAAAUGAAUUGUCGCAGGUUCCGUCAAACCUUCUGGGUGGGCUGCAAGAGGACCCAGAGGCUUUAGCCCUCUGCCCAUUGGAUAGUACGGCUUCUGAGGACAUCAAGAUCAGCUGCGCUGAAAAUCUGACUUCCCGUCUACGUGUCCUCCGGGAAGCUGAAUCUGCGGAUGCCUCAGAUGACGUGACUCCAGAAAUCCGCCUGGAGGGUACCCCGGAAAUUCGGCUGGAGAACCCAGAGGAUAAUCCGGGUGUGAAAACUACUGCCGAAGCUCCUGGUGAGAAGGAUGGUGCGUCUACUCCGGUGACUCCUGGAUUGUCUACGCCUGGAUCGCCGACUUCAAGUAAUUCUGGGCCGCAUACCACUUUGCUUGCAUCGCGCACUUACUCUGCUAUGGGCACACAUCAGAAGCAUGCGUCUGCUUUGCUUCGGCUCCUGUAUAUCCAUUACUGCUUGAAUCCGGCGAACCGGUCACCACAGAUAGCGUCACUCCUGGUUCCCAUUUACUCCGCCCUGAACGAGGAGGUCGAAGUACAAGAUCUGGCUCAUGUUGAGGCGGACACUUUUUGGGUGUUUGAAGCCAUGAUCGGCGAGUUUGCGGAACUGGAGGACGAGGGGAACGGCAACCUUUGGACACGCAAAUUGGGUGAGCGGUUGGAGUGGGCCGACCCGGAGCUUGCUGCGAAUCUGCAAACCCAGGGUCUGGAUCCAGCACUUCCUCACUACUCUUAUCGUUGGCUUAUCACUCUACUCACACACACCCUCCCCUUACCUGGUGUCCUGAUGGUCUGGGAUGCGCUGUUUUCUCGGCCCACGCGGGAACGCGACGCCAACCCCAAACUUGACUACCUCACGGAUACUUGCACCAGUAUGCUUCUAUGCGCCAAAAGUGCACUUCUCCAAUUGGGGAAACGGCGUAUCAAGCCCGAUCUUUGGUCUGAUGAGAACGCUGCGAUACGGUCAACUUCUUCGGGAGCUCGCGAAUUGGAGGAUGCGUUUGCGGAAGGCAUGGCUUUCCUGCAGCAAUAUCCCUUGGAGAAAGUUGGGGGUAUCGAGAACGUAUUGCAAACUGCAUACGAUCUGACUCUUCAACGGGAAGCUGAAGCCAACGCCGUAAACGCAAGCAAGACGAGCAUAGGAGCCCGUCUUCGAGAUACCAUGUGGAGGGGUUUCGCUAACCAAGGACCCACCCUUGAAACCCACGUCGAAGAGGACAGCGAUGCGGAAUCUGAUGAGUAUGAAGAGGAUGAACACAAGACGGACCAGUCUGUCAAUGCUGGUGCGCCCACGCUGACGGCACGCUUGGCCAAUACCGUCUGGCGUGGCAUCAGCAAUCAGAGCGCAAUGGAGCCUCCGCCGUCUCCUGAACCCCCGGCGUCCCCUGCGGAGCUUGUUGCCCCACCAGAGCCAGAGAUCCCGCCGAAGGAUGUUCCUACGACGUCCCUUCCUGCUCGUGGCCGCUCUAUGCUGUUUGGUUAUGCUGAGAAGUUCAAAGAGUCCGACGCAGCUGCGACAUUGGCCAAAGUCAGUACGAAUUGGCGUGUCAAGGCAAUGGAUGUGUGGAGUAAACGCGCGAGCGGCAGCCACGUCACAGAAUCCGCACCACCGACUCCCCCUCCCCCUCCUCCUGCACGAUUCAAGCCCUCGUCGGUUGACUUCGAUAUGAAAAGACGUGCUACACUACAGGAGGAGAAAGCCAAGGUGGAUAACCGAAGGAGCUCAGUACCCACAGCUGACCGGUCCAGUCUGUAUUCGCCUCCAGAACGGCCUGCAUUCUUCCGACCCGUAAGGGAUAGCAUCGUCCUACCUCAGGGACAAUCGCUGCUUUCCCCAAUCUCCCCGAGGAGUGACGAAGUAUCUCCUGUGUCUGACACUGGCUCAAUAGGCAGUGCAAGUGGGAGAAAGUCGGGUCCCCGCCCUUUGUUGUUGAACUCAGCGUCGCUGAUAACAGCUGGGCGCCCUACUGGGCAUUCGCGUUCUCCAACCAACAGCUCACUCUCGCUCUCCACAGACCAACAAUGGGCAGAGAUGGUUCGUGCCAAAAACCGACACUCUCCUGUCCACAGGGAUUCACAGUCGUCUCUAUCUUCCGCCUCACCUGCUGACGCGCGGCGCUCGCAACCGAGGUCUGCAACCCGAUCCGACCGUGAAUCCGACGGCUUCGGUAGCAGGAUUGUUCCUCUGCGAAGCUCACCAUCGCCUGCGGCGCGGGAGUCACGGAUAUCUACGAUACACGUCAAGCCUGCCAGUCCUCCAGUACAACAUCGGCGGACGUCCGGAGAAAUCUCUCAACAUGGUAGUGACGACAGCCAGAGCGCGAAAGGCUGGGGUCGUGUCGAUGUCCCGGAUUCACCUGCGACAGUCCCUUCUCCGCCACUCCCACACACUCCUGACACGUCGGUCACGAACACCAACAGCGGAGUCCAGGUCAAGGACUCGGAGCCACAGCGGGGAUCAGUCGUGCUCACCCAGUCGAGUGCAGAGUUACCAGUCAAGGUGCAAGAAUUCAAGCUCUCUCGGAGACCCUCCGUGUUCCCUCGCAUGCCCGAAGACGAGAACAACUCAGAUUCCUCUACAACCGAACCGCCCUCGAGAAUGCCCCGCAUAAAGUCUAGGCGAUACCCUCCCCGCCUCGCCAGUCUGCGUGCCCGAGAGAAUACGAAGACGAGCACUAACGAGUUCGGCCAGAAGACGUUGGCUCCUGAGCUUCCGGACGAGAAUGACAAUGCGACGACACCUCGUGCUACGACCUUUGAAGAUGCCACGGUCGAGCCCACACCUGCGUCAGCCUCUCCCCGCCCACACAGGCGUGUGCGAAAGAACUCAGGCGAAGCCAAUAGUGAAACUCGGACACGGAAAGUGUCCAAUGAUGGACGGGAUGCUCGUGUACGGAAAACAUCUGGCGAUGGCAACAUUAGGGUCCGCAAGGUGUCUGGAGACCGGGACGAUGCGAAGCUCAAGCGCGUCGACAGCGCCGCCGUGGAAGGUGAUGAUGAGGGAUAUAAUGAGCUUCUUAGCGCAUACGAGAGCGAGGACGUCUAA
Messenger RNA from Sparassis crispa, 3879 nucleotides. RefSeq lists its product as hypothetical. The transcript is spliced from 12 exons. The record is from RefSeq and is a predicted model, not a curated record. Lineage: Eukaryota; Fungi; Basidiomycota; Agaricomycetes; Polyporales; Sparassidaceae. Gene Ontology annotation, biological process: protein transport. Bases 1 to 3879 code for a protein of 1292 amino acids.